This is a messenger RNA of Carica papaya (papaya), 1602 nucleotides long. Its product is annotated as low affinity inorganic phosphate transporter 4-like. Gene Ontology annotation, molecular function: phosphate transmembrane transporter activity. Lineage: Eukaryota; Viridiplantae; Streptophyta; Magnoliopsida; Brassicales; Caricaceae. The record is from RefSeq and is a predicted model, not a curated record. Gene Ontology annotation, cellular component: membrane. Gene Ontology annotation, biological process: phosphate ion transport; transmembrane transport.
AUGUCAAACAAUCUAGCGGUGCUGAAUGCACUAGACAGUGCUCGUACCCAAUGGUACCAUGUUCAGGCCAUAGUCAUCGCCGGUAUGGGCUUCUUCACCGACGCUUAUGAUCUCUUCUGCAUCUCCACCAUCUCCAAACUCCUCGGCCGCCUUUAUUACUUCGACCCGGCGACGGGAAAGCCAGGGAAGCUCCCUCCUCAGGUCAACAACAUGGUGAUCGGGGUGGCGCUGGUUGGAACCCUGAGCGGGCAACUGGUGUUCGGGUGGCUUGGAGAUAAGCUUGGACGGAAAAAGGUCUACGGGAUUACUCUGAUUCUCAUGGUGAUUUGCGCCAUAUGUUCUGGUUUGUCAUUCGGGUCGACCGCUUCCUCCGUUCUCGGAACACUCUGUUUUUUCAGAUUCUGGCUGGGGUUCGGUAUCGGAGGAGACUACCCUCUCUCUGCAACUAUCAUGUCUGAAUACGCCAACAAGAAGACUCGUGGUGCAUUUAUAGCAGCGGUUUUUGCCAUGCAAGGCGUCGGUAUUAUCUUCGCCGGACUGGUUUCGAUGAUACUCUCGAAGAUCUUUCUCAAUGCUUACAAAGCUCCGAGUUUUCAUAAAGACCCGGUUUUCUCCACGCAGCCUCAAGCUGAUUUAUUAUGGAGAACUGUGCUGAUGCUUGGUGCUUUACCCGCUAUUUUAACGUACUAUUGGAGAAUGAAGAUGCCGGAGACGGGAAGGUACACUGCGCUUAUCGAAGGUAACGCUAAACAAGCCGCCAUUGACAUGGGUCGAGUUCUGGAUAUUGAGCUUGCAGCAGAACAAGACAAGCUUGCGCAAAUGAAAGCUUCCAAUGAAUAUAAACUCUUCUCGCCGGAAUUCUUCAGACGACACGGGCUUCAUUUGUUAGGCACCAUGACCACCUGGUUCUUGCUCGAUAUUGCCUUUUACAGCCAGAAUCUAACCCAGAAGGAUAUUUUCCCAGUCAUGGGUCUCACCCGUAAAGACGUUGAAGUCAACGCCUUGGAAGAAGUCUUCGAGACCUCACGCGCCAUGUUCGUUAUCGCUUUGUUUGGUACCUUCCCUGGUUACUGGUUCACCGUCUUCUUCAUCGAAACCCUAGGAAGAUUCAUCAUCCAACUCGUGGGUUUCUUCAUGAUGUCUAUUUUCAUGCUGAUUAUCGGGAUUAAAUACGAUUAUCUCAAGACCAAGGAGCAUAAAUGGUUAUUUGCAGCACUUUACGGUUUGACUUUUUUCUUCGCCAACUUCGGACCCAACAGUACUACUUUUGUGCUUCCGGCGGAGUUGUUUCCGACCCGGGUGAGGUCCACAUGUCAUGCUCUGAGUGCGGCGGCUGGGAAGGCCGGCGCCAUUGUUGGAGCUUUUGGUGUUCAGAACUAUACUUUGAAUGGUAACACGAAGAAGAUAAGACAGGCUAUGAUGUUUCUUGCCUUUACGAAUAUGCUCGGGUUCUGCUUUAGUUUCUUGGUGACCGAGACAAAAGGCCGGAGUCUUGAGGAGAUCUCCGGCGAAGACGGAGGCAAGAAUGAUAUGCAGAUGGCCGGCCGGGAGCCGUCGAGGGCUACCAUGGACAGACAAGGAAGCCGCGUGGAUUCGAUGUAG